CUUUGCCAGCGGUGCAAGGCUUAGAAAGGCUCUGUAAAAUUUGAUGUUUACAUUAGAAAAGGUUUUCUAAAUGACCCAUAUAAAAACUUAAGAAUAAAAUUGAUAUCAGUUGAUACUUGAUAAUCUAGGGUUAAGGAACAUUUACUAAUGUGCGCCAGUGCCUUUAAACAAUGUAAUGAACCAUUCCGACUGCGCGGAAUUUACGUGGCGGGAAGCGUGAAUUUCGCGAUAAAGCAACCGCCCUUUAGCUGAAAAACAGACAUGAGUGAAAAUACUUAUAACUGCAAGUUUGACCAGCGUUCUGACUGUAAUGUUAAGGGACAAUCAGGACACAUUGAGCUCAUCAUUGGUCCAAUGUUUUCUGGAAAAACAACAGAGCUGAUCAGGCGUCUUAAGAGGUACAGAGUGGCGCAGUAUGGCUGUCUGAUUGUGAAAUAUGCUGGAGACACUCGCUACACAGAUAAUGGAGUAGCAACACAUGACAGGCAGACUCUUCCUGCCAUUUCCACAAAAACACUCGCACCAAUUUUCUCUGAUGCCUUAACAUAUGACGUCAUUGGGAUUGAUGAAGGCCAAUUCUUUACAGAUGUAGUAAGUUUUUCUGACCAACUAGCCAAUGAGGGUAAAAUUGUCAUUGUAGCAGCUCUGGAUGGAACUUUCCAGAAGAAGGCUUUUGGUGAUAUUUUAAAUUUGGUACCAGUGGCAGAAAAUGUGACAAAACUGAGUGCUAUAUGUGCCAUUUGCUACCAGUCUGCAGCCUUUACACGACGCAAAACAAAGGAAAAUGAAGUGGAGGUAAUAGGUGGGGGUGAUAAGUACGUAGCAGUCUGCCGCACCUGUUUUGCUGCUCCCAUCCCAGGAUCUCCUGAUCGUCUACCUCUUCGUGAUUUCAAUACACCAGUGGAUUCAAAAAAGCUUGUGGGGAAAAAAACUCGACGCAGGAUUUCUGAAGGAACCUGGAUGUCUAGUUUGGCUUAAGAUUUUUUUUUUUUAUGCAUUUGAGAACCAAUAUUUUCUCAUGAAAUAAAAAUCAGCCCUAUUCUGUU
Molecule: messenger RNA, 1046 nt
Organism: Pomacea canaliculata
Lineage: Eukaryota; Metazoa; Mollusca; Gastropoda; Architaenioglossa; Ampullariidae
Product: thymidine kinase, cytosolic-like
Exons: 7
Coding region: 262-978 (238 amino acids)
Biological process (GO): thymidine metabolic process
Molecular function (GO): ATP binding; thymidine kinase activity
Source: RefSeq, a predicted model, not a curated record